AUGUCUACUCCCUCUAACUCAGGCCUCCGCCGCCUCAUCGAAUACGAUAAGCGCGCUUCUCCUCGACCGUCGCUAUCGAACGCGCCUACUAUUAGCGAUACUGCGUGCGAGGCUCAGGCCGAUGAGCCCGUUGUAGUACAGGCGGACACACCCAACGACGACGACGACAACUACGUCGGGCUUGAUUUUAAGCGCGUGCCAUACCUAGAGCGGCGCCAAGUUGAGCGCUGUGGUCGUGGCGGGCCAAAAAGCUGGAUCUACCGCCACGGCUGGGGCGUCUGGCACCGCAAGCACAAGAAGAACUACUAG
Molecule: messenger RNA, 309 nt
Organism: Pyrenophora tritici-repentis Pt-1C-BFP
Lineage: Eukaryota; Fungi; Ascomycota; Dothideomycetes; Pleosporales; Pleosporaceae
Source: RefSeq, a predicted model, not a curated record